UCCUUCUUCUUCCAAGGAAUUCUCGUCCUCUUUCUCCUGCAGUCCUCCAUUUCUCUUCCUCUCUCACAGCCUCACGGUCUUCCUGGGGCUGUCUCAUCCCUCAUCGGCAACACACCAUGGCGAAUUCGGCGUCGGGAAUGGCGGUGAGUGAUGAGUGCAAGCUCAAGUUCUUGGAGCUGAAGGCCAAGAGGAGCUUCCGGUUUAUCGUAUUCAGGAUCGAGGAGAAGAUACAGCGGGUCAUGGUGGAGAAGCUUGGCCAGCCGGAGCAGAGCUACGAUGACUUGGCUGCAUCCCUGCCGCCCGACGACUGCCGCUACGCCGUCUUCGAUCUCGAUUUCAUCACGGACGAGAAAUGCCAAAAGAGCAAGAUCUUCUUCAUCUCCUGGUCUCCUGAUACGUCGAGGGUGAGGAAUAAGAUGCUGUACGCGAGUUCCAAGGACAGAUUCAAGAGGGAGCUCGAUGGCAUACAAGUGGACCUACAGGCAACUGAUCCCAGUGAGAUGAGCUUUGACAUCAUCAAAGGGCGAGCUCUUUGAGAUGGUCAAUCAUAUGUGAUAAACCAGGCUUUGCCCAUCUUAUAUUGUUUGUCCUCAUCAAAUUUGCACAGAUUAUAAAUGAGGCAUUCUUGUCUCUCGAGGGGAAGACUCCCCAACUCAUUUCUGUGUAUCAUUCCCACGUUAAAUUACAUCUCUGUUUUAAUCUUCA
This is a messenger RNA of Musa acuminata AAA Group (dessert banana), 705 nucleotides long. RefSeq names its product actin-depolymerizing factor 1-like. The transcript is spliced from 3 exons. Gene Ontology annotation, cellular component: actin cytoskeleton; cytoplasm. The record is from RefSeq and is a predicted model, not a curated record. Gene Ontology annotation, molecular function: actin filament binding. Lineage: Eukaryota; Viridiplantae; Streptophyta; Magnoliopsida; Zingiberales; Musaceae. Gene Ontology annotation, biological process: actin filament depolymerization. The coding region runs from base 117 to 536 and encodes 139 amino acids.